Suillus subaureus is the source of this 1683-nucleotide messenger RNA. Its product is annotated as Snf7-domain-containing protein. The transcript has 12 exons. Gene Ontology annotation, biological process: late endosome to vacuole transport via multivesicular body sorting pathway; vesicle budding from membrane. The record is from RefSeq and is a predicted model, not a curated record. The coding region runs from base 1 to 1683 and encodes 560 amino acids. Gene Ontology annotation, cellular component: ESCRT III complex; multivesicular body. NCBI's taxonomy places the organism in Eukaryota, Fungi, Basidiomycota, Agaricomycetes, Boletales, Suillaceae.
AUGGCGAAUCUGCAGGAAAGUGGGGCCGUUUUCGACUUCGAUGAUAGACUGGGUCUAGUCUUCAUCGUACAGGCGGCGGCACUAUCGGUACUGGCUAUCACAUCUCUUCUGGCAUACAUUACUUAUAGCGCUGUCACAAUUCGAAUAGGUGCUACCCGCAGAUGGUCGACGGACACUCAUGUUCAUUAUUAUUUCCUAAAUCUAAUGCUCUUUGACCUCAUUCAAGCAAUCGGGGGGAUGUUCGAUAUCGCGUGGAUUGAUGCCGCUGGGAUAUACCCCGGCACCACUAUCGCCUUGCACACGAUGCAGGUCCUGGUAUUCAGGUGGAGUACCCCUCCAAAGGCAGCGCUGCUUGGCUCAGCUGUCAUAUGGGUAAUCGUUGGGCUGAUGGUUGGGAUACCGAAUAUAUUGAUUGAUAGUUUCUAUGGACCCACCGGGCAUUGGUGCUGGAUCGAACGUAACAACUUCCAACGAAUAGGUCUUCAAUACAUGUGGAUGUGGCUUGCAGCAUUCAUCACUAUCAUUGUUUAUAUCUUCCUUGCUCUUGUGGUCAAACGGAUCAUUAGCGUUGAUGGAUACAAGAUUCGGUGGACGUCGCCUGAGACCCGGAGUGUCACCCCGUCCGAUAGUUCUGACCCCAGACAACGGGGGGACGAAGGAGCCAUCGCGCUACGAAUGCUCUUUCAGUGGAUUGUCCCUGACCUUUACUCUUCCAGCUACCCUGCGGUCUACAUUGUCACAGUAUUGCCUAUAACUGCUGCCCGCUUCACACAGUUUCAUACACAGAAAGUCCCGUGGGGAGUGACGGCUUGGGCAGAUACCCUUCUUCUCUUGUCGGGAUUCUUCAACACGAUCCUAUAUACGCUGACACGCCCAAAGCUCCUUCCGCAUAGACGUCGGUCGCCCUCGCGGGUUGUUCUAACAUCAACGGGCUCAAAUCCACAAUUUGGUAGGACUAGCCGGUUUCAAAACCACAAACACUAUCCUUUUGAUACAAAACCUGAAGAAGGAGAGCUCCCUGCUAUGAGUUUUGAACUUGGAGAACCACAGCGCUCCUCUCUUGACUGUGGGCAUGGAGUAGGAAAACCCAAUAGCAAUCAGUCCACUGAAGUGGUCACGGUGGCAGUGUAUUUGCUAAGUGCCUCUCGCAGACUGACUCGGCGGUCUCCACAACCCCGUCAACACAGGACACUACCAUGGGGUCGAGCCAGUCAAUACCCAAGGUCACCGCUCAUGAUCGAGCGAUUCUCGAGUGCGUGGGCUUUCAUGAUCUCUCAGCCAAACGGUAACGCCCAACAGGUGUAUCUGUUCCGUAGUCUCAAACUUCAGCGCGAUAAGCUAAAGCAGUACCAGAAGAAGAUACAGGUUGUGCUCGACCGCGAGCAUGAAAUUGCGAAAGCCCAUCUCGCUACCGGUCAGAAGGACCGUGCCGUCAUAGCCCUCCGAAGGCGCAAGUAUCAGCAGAGCUUGCUACUGAAGACUGACAGUCAAUUGGAGAACUUGGAACAAUUAGUGUCAACCAUUGAGUUUUCUUUGGUCGAGGUUUCUGUCCUUCACGGUCUCAAGCAAGGCAAUGAAGUUCUUCAAGAAAUUCAUCGCGAAAUGAGUAUUGAGAGUGUCGAGAAGCUCAUGGAUGAGACGCAAGAAGCGAGAGAGUAUCAGCGAUCCAGGCGGAGCUCUUAG